CUCUGCUCUCCCCACAGUAACUUGUAUUCAAGAUGUUUUAACGACGCUGCACACUUAACGUUCAGGCCUGUCGGAGAGCAAACCGACAGGAGAUGAGGAGAUAGUUUGACACGGAGCUCUUCAUCGCUGAGACUUGUGGGGGGGGGAUGAAAAGUCAAGCUGCGCUCAGAGCACACAGCAGCAGCGGCGGCGGAGAGGGGUGCAGGGGGGACGGAGCAGACACCGGCCGGUCUGUGGACGCUGCACACAGGCACACAGAGACAUAGACACAGAGCUGCAGAAAGGACGAGUCUUUGCCUCUCAGCCACACCGAGGCUUUGGUGGGAAAAGUUUGGGCAGCCGCUGGGACAGUGAAGGCAUCAUGGUUGUGUCUGUGCGGAGCUGGGUCGCCAACGAGGGAGGAAAGCACUUGGUCCUGAUGCUUUGGCUGGGAGUGAACACCUGGCUGUUCCUGAAGACCUUCCUGCUGUACUCCACUGGACAGCAGUAUCACUACCUCUACAAGAUGCUCGGGCUAGGGCUGUGCAUCAGCAGGGCGUCUGCGUCUGUGCUGAAUCUGAACUGCAGCUUGGUGCUGUUGCCCAUGUGUCGCUCCCUGCUCACCUUCUUCCGAGGAACACACAAGGUAUCCAGCAGAGAGACUCGCAGACUGCUGGACAAGAGCAAGACUUUUCAUGUGGCAUGUGGAGUAGCCAUCUGCAUCUUUUCUGUUGUACACGUGUCUGCCCACCUGGUGAAUGUCGUCAACUUCAGCGUGAGCUACUCGGACGACUUUCCUGCUCUCAAUUUGGCUCGCUACAGAGGAGAGGACCCCAAGCUGAUCAUUUUGACCACAAUCCCAGGAGUCACAGGCGUUCUGUUGGUUCUCAUCCUUUUCCUGAUGUUCACUUCCUCCUCCCACUGCGUACGGUUGUCCAACUAUGAGAUCUUCUGGUACACUCACAACCUCUUCAUUGUCUUCUACGUCAUCCUCAUGGUGCACAUGGUUGGCGGAGCCCUGAAGUAUCAAACGAACAUAGAGGCCCACCCUCCUGGCUGCCUCAGAGCCAAUCAGAGCAGCACAGAGCAGCAGGGCGAGGAGCUGGAGCAGGGUGAAGAUGAAGAGAGGAGAUGUAAAGAGGAGGCUCACUUCCAGCCACACUACCCCCAGACGUGGCUUUGGGUGUCCGGUCCUCUCUGCCUUUACUGUGCCGAACGUUUCUACCGCUACAUCCGGAGCAGCAGCCCUGUUACCAUAGUGACAGUCAUCAGGCACCCCUGUAAUGUCAUUGAGUUGCGCAUGCUGAAGAAGAACUUCAAGGCUCGUCCGGGACAGUAUAUUGUUCUUAACUGUCCAGGUGUCUCUUCAUUUGAGAACCAUCCCUUCACGCUCACGACGUGUCCCACGGAGAACAAGGAAACUUUUGGCAUCCAUCUUCGAGUCGUGGGAGACUGGACUGAGCGCUUCACACAGCUGUUACUUCCUGAACCGAGGAAAGACUUGGAGAUCCUUCCCAUGGUGCAACAGAGGAGAUACCCCAAGCUUUACGUGGACGGGCCCUUUGGAAGUCCAUCAGAGGAAGUGUUUAACUACGACGUCAGCGUUUGUGUCGCGGGUGGAAUAGGAGUCACGCCGUUUGCCUGCGUGCUGCAUGCUCUGCUUGACGGCUGGACGGGUUUCAGGUUGCAGAGGUUGUACUUUGUGUGGGUCUGCAGGGAACUCCAGUCCUUCUACUGGUUUGCUGAGCUGCUGUGUGCACUUCAUCACAAGCUUUGGCAGGAAAACAGACCAGACUACUUCAAUCUGAGACUGUACGUCAGUCAGACAGACAACCUGCAGAGUAUGUCUGAGGAGAGGUAUCGCCCACUCACCUCCAGGCUGCUGGUCGGUCGCCCCAGGUGGAAGUUACUGUUUGAUGAGAUCGGGAGGACCAAUAAGCACAAGCGAGUCGGUGUUUUCUGCUGUGGACCAAAGGGCAUCUCCAGGACUCUCCACAGACUGUGUAACUCAGCCCGAUAUUCUGGAACAACAUUUGAAUUCAACAAGGAGUCCUUCAGCUGAUCCAACAUUAGAGCUGGUUCCAAAGUUUGAGGUCAACCUCACAGCAACUUUGCCAUUUGAUAUAUAUGAAAUGUGCCAAAAGAACUUGAGUAUUCACAGACUAUUAUUAUUAUUUCAUGUGCAUCCCCGCCCAUGCUCACAAAAGGCCCAGCAGGACAAGACCAUAACAUGCAGAUGAGGCCUGUUUCUCUCUCUAGACCAGCCCGACCCCCAACUGACGGCUCUAAAAAAAAAAUCUGUGAAACUGAAGGGACCAGCCCACUGCUCGGAUUUUCGUCUUAUGGUGCUCUGAGUUUCUAAAGUUGCUGUUGGUUUUCAUCUUUUACCUAACACAUCCUUACUGUGAAGUAAAAUCAUUUCUCAUGCUGGUUGCCAUUGUGAGGAAGAAAAUUUGCUUACACAACCUGCAAUUCACUGACCACAAACACAGCAAGAUAAUGAUAUUACACAAGAGGGAAUUCAUUUUUCAGUGGAUCAGGGCUGAAACAUCACAUUUAAGAAACUGUUAUCCUACUGUAUAUAACCAUGAAUUGGCACCACAUGGGCAAAUCAACUGUUGUAACCAAGAACUAGUUUAGUGUCAGUUUAAUGACUUUACUUAACCUUUACUUGACAUCAACCUGGCAGCCAACACACUCUACAGACCAAAAAGUGUGGAAGCAGGAUUUGUAGACAGCCUGAAGGGAAAUGUUAGUUUUGAGUCCCUCAUCAGAGACCAAACACUUCCUGUGUCUGAGCUGAAAACAGUCUCAAAGUAUUUGAUUUGUCUGUGAGACUGUCAAUCAUGAGAUCCACAGUGAUUUCCUCUCAUCAGAGGAGAGUGGAACCUAAAUGAAAACUCUAGGUUCAGUUUUUAUUUGUUGGUUAACUGUUCAUGUAUGCUUAUCAAAGAUCUGUCUUUACACUAAGCAAACCUACACAACACCUCAAGCCAGUAUGCUUAGUUAGAUUUUUUCCAAUUUAUUUAUAUGUUUUAAAGUUAUUUUAUGUGAAAAAACUUCUGCAGGGCUUUGGCAGUUUCUCAACAAAUUAGGUGUCAUUAUGUUUUACAUAUCUCCUGAAAGUCAAGUUACUGAUAAAGGAAAUGAAUGAAAGCAUUUCUAACAAAUCAUAUGCAAGUUUAACACUAUAUUUUAGUUUGUCAGGUUUUAGAGUCUGCUUUUUUUAAUGCCAAAACUGGAAACACCAGGUUUCUGCAAAGAAUCAACAUCUUGAUAUUUCUGAUUUUGUGACUGAAAGAACAGUUUUCUCUCACGUUGUGAUUAGCAACCAUUUAUUUAGCAUUUAUAAUUUAAAUAUAUUUAAAUGUUAAAGUGUUUGUCUAUUAUCAGGAUUGUCCUCUUUUUAUAAGAACAAGGCAAUGUCUGAAAUAAAAGAGAUUUUUUUAUUUAUUAUGUUUCGAUUACCUGCACAUAAUAAGUGGGAAAAUAUUUACUUUUUCUAAUCCUGGCACGAUUUAAAUAUACAUAUAUAUAGUAUAUAUAACACAUAUAUAAUUCAUAGGCACAAGCUAAUACUUAAGAAACAAUAUUAUACUGUCAAACAGCAGUUUGACUGUUUAGCAACAUUAACACUUUGUCCUGUUAUCUGCUAACUCUCUCUACACAUUCAGAUUUCCUUUAAAAGAUGUGAUCGUCUCAGGUAACGUGUUUUUAAUCAACAUUCCUAUUUAACCGACAGAUUAAAAAAAAUCACACUGAAAAUGGGAUUUAGUUUGUUUUUAAUGCAGCAUGUACAAACUCAUGAUUCAUCUUUGUUGUCAUGAUACACAUCACAGUCAUCAUACUGUCAUCCUUUAGCACCAGUGCUAACACACAAUAGAGUGUGUUGGAGAUUUGGUAAGUGAUUUUACUUCUAUACAACUGUUUCGCACUGAAAGACACUGAUAUAUGAACUGUUUAAAAUCAGUGAAUGGUCGGCCAUUCUGAUCUACACAGACAAGGCAUCCUCCCCCAGGAAUUUUAGCUUCAAACAUUUAGUUUCCUGCAUUCUGGUGAAUUUUUAUAUGCGUCAAUUUUUGCCUUUUCUGCACCAGUUUGUGGUGGAAAUGUCUUUAAUUUCGUCAAAAUAAAAAGUCCUCAGCUAC
This is a messenger RNA of Epinephelus lanceolatus (giant grouper), 4127 nucleotides long. It is a transcript of the gene nox4, whose product is annotated as NADPH oxidase 4. The record is from RefSeq and is a predicted model, not a curated record. Gene Ontology annotation, cellular component: NADPH oxidase complex; plasma membrane. NCBI's taxonomy places the organism in Eukaryota, Metazoa, Chordata, Actinopteri, Perciformes, Serranidae. Gene Ontology annotation, molecular function: superoxide-generating NAD(P)H oxidase activity. Gene Ontology annotation, biological process: superoxide anion generation; defense response.